Lithohypha guttulata is the source of this 2244-nucleotide messenger RNA. RefSeq lists its product as uncharacterized. Bases 1 to 2244 code for a protein of 747 amino acids. Gene Ontology annotation, molecular function: acyltransferase activity. The transcript has a single exon. The record is from RefSeq and is a predicted model, not a curated record. NCBI's taxonomy places the organism in Eukaryota, Fungi, Ascomycota, Eurotiomycetes, Chaetothyriales, Trichomeriaceae. Gene Ontology annotation, cellular component: endomembrane system; endoplasmic reticulum. Gene Ontology annotation, biological process: phosphatidylinositol acyl-chain remodeling.
AUGUCGACUACCACAUCACCCGGCGACCGAUAUGCUGGCGCUGGUCUGUCGCUUGCCUCGUCGGCAACGAGACCUGACGAUGCACAAGUACAGAAAUCACAGCAAUCCCUAGCCUCUAGGACACUCGCACUAUCAAGCUACUUCCUGUCAGGAGCGUUAUGUAUCAACCUGUCCCAGUUUCUCGGUACGCCUCUGUAUCUGAUCAACCAAGACUGGUAUAAUGCCUGGAUAGCAUUUACUAAGCAGUCAUUCGGCUUGUUGACGAUGACAUUGACCCAAGCCUUUUCUCCAACAAAGGUCAUUGUGUCAGGGGACAAAUCCGUACGAGGUCAGCUUCUACGCCAGACAGAUGGCACUCUUUUAUUGGACUUCCCUGAACGGCUCGUGCUUAUUGCCAAUCAUCAAAUCUACACGGAUUGGCUCUACCUUUGGUGGACGGCAUAUUGCAGUGGCAUGCAUGGCAGGUUGUACAUCAUACUGAAGGAGUCGCUGAAACGAAUUCCGAUCUUGGGAUGGGGCAUGCAGUUCAACCAAUUCAUUUUCCUGAAGCGCAACUGGGAGCAGGAUCGCAGCCACAUGGCACAGGCUCUGGGAAGAUUAAAUAAGCUUGCUGAACCUAUGUGGCUGCUAUUGUUUCCCGAAGGCACCAACCUGGCACGAAGUACUCGAGAAAAGAGUGCCAAAUGGGCAGCCAAGAACAACAUGAAGGACAUGAGGCAUUGUUUGCUACCACGGAGUACAGGACUCAGAUUUUGUAUUCAAGAGCUAAAAGACUCGGUCGAAUAUGUUUACGAUUGUACUAUUGCUUAUGAAGGUGUGCCUCGUGGGGCUUAUGCUCAAGACAUAUUCACACUCAAGUCUGGUUAUCUAGAGGGUCGUCCACCUAAAAGUGUUAGUAUGUACUGGAGACGUUUUGCUAUCAAAGAUAUUCCGUACAACAACGAAAAAGCAUUUGAAUUGUGGUUACUUGCUAGAUGGCGAGAGAAGGACUUACUAAUCGAGAAUUAUCUCAUACAUGGUCAUUUCCCUGCCGAUACAGGUGUGACCAAGACAGCUCAAGGACAAACCAAGAGAGGCGCUGGUCAUUUAAAUGUCGAAAUUAGGUCAAACCACUGGUAUGAGUUUCUACAAAUCUUUGCACCAAUGGGUAUACUCGCGAUGGUCCUCUACGUGUUCUAUGGGGCACUUCCGCAGAAAUUCUUCAAGUCCGAAACAGGGAGAGCCGUGCAAGAAAGUACAGAAGACCUCAAGACAAUCAAGAACGCAGUUUCGAUGCCGUCCAUGCCUGAAUCAUUCAGCCUCGACAUGAUCUUCGACAAGGACAAGCAAGCUCAGACAUUUGGAAAUGCAGGAAUGUCAAUGGCAAAAUGGAUACAAAGCUCUGAAGCGCAACGAAUGCUCAACCGAGUAGACCUCGUUCAGAAGUGGCUGCAGGACCCUCAAAAACUCCUCGUGGAAUCGUUAGCACCAGAUACGAACAAGCAAAAUUUCCUCAAGACACUGAAGGAGGAGGAGGACAGAAGGAAACGCAUGACAAACAAGCAUCAAGGCACUUUCUGGGCUGAUCUGGAGGAUGCGGAGACAAAGACAAAGGGAUCAGUAUCGGGUAAGAAAUCUGUCGGAAGCUUCUACACAGAACUUGCAGCCAGACAAUCGGCUAGAAGACCGACUACGAAGUUGACGCAAGAGAAUCUCAAAAAGAAGGCGACAUUUUGGACUAAGCUAGAGGAGGAGUCAACUCGACGAGCAGGUUCAGUCUUCACCUUGCCAACACUUUCUUCUUCGACUUCUGCUACUGCAAUCGAUUCCAUGAACUCCGGAUCCACAGCUGUCGGGAGUGCAGCUCCGUCUUCGAAGGCACUUAGGCUGGCCAGCAAGCCUGCUCCCAAUAAAUUGGAAGUCACCAAAACUCAACCACAAACCAAGAGGACUCCAGUAAAGAAAAAGGGCGCCAUUGGCGGCUCGAGCUCGACUACUGCAAAAACUGGAACACCGAAGUUGGAAGUGGCCUCUCCAUCAAAAGCACCCAAAUCUAUAGCGACGGCUACGAAACCCAUGUUUCCUACUAAUAGUAGCGCGUCCACAACUCCUGCAACCAAGUUAACGAAGAAACCAAUGUUUCCUACCACCACUUCCACUACUUCUGCUACCAAAAAAGCAAAAAGCACAAGUUCUCAACCGAUGUUUCCUGUAUCUAACACGGCCAAGGCCCCGACCAAGAAAUCGCCACCAAAGUUGACUUGA